ACAUUGUAAUGGACGCGCCCAUUGAAUGAAACAUUCAAGUUAGACAUUACUACAGAAAUCUAAUUUCUUCUUUGGUGUUGAUCAGUGACAGUCCAUUUUUAAUAUUUGAUUUACCAGAUGAAAUGGCACAGACAUUUCGGAAGACAUUUUCUCUUCCAAAUUAUGAUGUAAUAAGAUGGUUUCCUGGUCAUAUGGCAAAGUCAAUGGGACAAAUGCAAUCACAAUUGAAGAAUACAGAUUGUGUGAUUGAAAUACACGAUGCAAGAAUUCCAUUCUCAGGAAGAAAUCCUAGAUUCAGUGACAUGAUUGCACUUAGACCUCAUAUACUGCUGUUGAACAAAUUCGAUCUAUGUAACAAGAGACUGAAAGGGGAAGUUUCAGACAAGCUUCACUGCAUGGGUGUUGAAAAUGUGCUUUUUACAAAUUGCUUAGAAUUUAGGACAAAGGAAAUACAAACUGAGUUAAUGCCAAUGAUAUUUAAUGCAAUUAAUUCAAGACCUAGGUAUAGGAAAAGUGUUGACUUUAAUAUCAUGGUGAUUGGGGUUCCAAACACGGGAAAGUCAACCUUUAUAAAUGCCUUCAGAAGAAUGCAUACUACUAGAAAGAGAAAUGUUGCUCAAACUGGAGCAAUAGCAGGAAUUACUAGAAGUGUUAAUAAUCGAAUUAAGGUACAUUUUAACCCAGACAUGUUCCUUGUAGACACUCCUGGCAUAUUGACACCUUACAUUCCUAACAUUGAUUCUGGAAUGAGACUGAGUUUAUGUGGUUGUUUACCUGACCAUCUUGUUGGGGAACAUUACAUAGUAGACUAUAUGUUGUAUUGGUUGAAUAAACAAAAACGUUUUAGUUAUAUUGAGAAGUUUGAAUUGCAAGAACCAACUGAUAAUGUCAUGUCAUUUUUGUCACACAUUGCCAAACAGCAAAACAUGGUAAAGAAAAUUAAAGAUAUUAAUAAUCCUCAAUUCCAACAUGCGUUUAAACCUAAUUUUGAACAAGCUGCUCAGUAUGCAUUGAAAAUAUUCAGAAAAGGUCAGCUUGGAAACUUUACAAUUGAUUCUGAUUUGUUAUGAUAAAUGGCUCAAUGUUACGUGCAUGUACAUGUACAUGUAACGUUAACAUGAUUAAAUCACAUAUAUGCAUGCAUGACAUGUUGGCAUUAAAUUUUUACAAACAUU
Messenger RNA from Mytilus californianus (California mussel), 1175 nucleotides. RefSeq names its product mitochondrial ribosome-associated GTPase 1-like. The record is from RefSeq and is a predicted model, not a curated record. Lineage: Eukaryota; Metazoa; Mollusca; Bivalvia; Mytilida; Mytilidae. Gene Ontology annotation, cellular component: mitochondrion. Gene Ontology annotation, molecular function: GTPase activity; GTP binding. The transcript has a single exon. The coding region runs from base 123 to 1070 and encodes 315 amino acids.